AUGCAGUUAGAUAUGGAAUCAAGGGAAGAACAACCAUCGCAAGCACAAUCUCAAGCUCAAUCCCAUUCUUCGGUUCAAUCAAAUGUACGAACAAAGAUGGAUAUAGCAUGGGAACAUGUUACUCAAGUCGUUGAUGAGAAGGGGAAAAAGGCAUGGAUAUGUAACUUUUGUCAAAAAGUUAUAGGUGGUGGUGGAAUAAACAGGGUUAAGAAACAUCUUGCUGGUAUUAAAGGUGAGGUAGUAGCAUGCCCAAAAGUUAGUCUAGAAGUGCGGUUUACAAUGCAAGGAAAGUUGAAAGAGACUGCCCAAAAAGAAAAAGAAAAACGCACCACUAGUGUUACUAUCUUGGAUGAUGAUGAAGAGAUGGAGGAAAUAAAAAUGUCAACUGCGAAAAAGGGUAAAAGGAAAUCUACUUCAAACUUGCAACCAUUUUUUACAAAAGGUAUAAAUGAUCCUUCCCAACCCACUAUUAAAUCUGCAAUGCAAAGUAAGGCAAAAAUACAUGAUGUGGAUUUAGCUAUUACUAUGUGGUUUUAUGAUGCAUGUAUACCUAUGAAUGCUUGCAACUCUCCUUUUUUUCAACUUAUGGUAGAUAAAAUAGCAAGUAUUGGUUAUGGGUACAAAGCACCUAAUUAUCAUGCUCUGAGAGUUAAUUUAUUGACAGAUGCAAAAAAGUCAGUUUCAUUGAUAAUUGAUUCGUUAAGAAGUCAAUGGGUUGAUACAGGUUGCACAAUUAUAAGUGAUGCUGAAGGUACCUUUGGUAGAUCUGGUGCCAUUGCUUCUCGUAAUCUUACUCGUCCAGAUGAGUGGUGGAAGUUAUUUGGCGGAGAUAUUUCGGUUUUGAAAAAGUUUGCUAUUAGAAUAUUAAGUCAAACGGCAUCUUCUUCCGGUUGCGAACGUAACUGGAGUGUAUUUGAAAGGAUUCACACGAAAUGGAGGAAUAGAUUGGAACAUCAAAGGCUAAAUGAUCUUGUAUUUGUUCAUUACAACUUGCGUUUACAAAAUAGAUUGAAGGUUGAUAUGAGGUCUUACGAUCCUGUUGACUAUGAAAAUAUUGAUAAGACGAGAUUUUGGGUGGUUGAAGAAGAGCGGGAAGGAGAACUUAAUUAUGAUGAUUUGGAAAAUAUGCUUGAUGAGCAAGAGCAUGAACCGGAUUCUGAAUCACAAGGUGACCAUGUUGAUCAUGAAGUUGAUAGUGAAUUUCAGUUACUAAGUGACCGCGAGAUCAAUGCUUAUAAUACUCCAAUUUCUCAAGAUCCAUGA
Lactuca saligna is the source of this 1263-nucleotide messenger RNA. NCBI's taxonomy places the organism in Eukaryota, Viridiplantae, Streptophyta, Magnoliopsida, Asterales, Asteraceae. The record is from the annotation of a GenBank genome assembly.